AUGAAUGAUUCAGUAUCAUCAGUGCCACCGCCAACCAAACUCGAUAUCAAAACAGAUAAUGUUUAUACAACAGAUGGAUCAGCGACUCAACAUAUGCGAUCAGUCACAACUAUUGGAAACAAUGCUACUAUGGUCAAUGCACCACGUACACCGACCGAUGCGCGAUUAUACAAUUCACCAAUGAUACGAGCAGCAAGUAUGGAUAAUUCGAAUAAUCCUUCGAAGUCGAUGACAAUCGUUGUUCAAAAUCCAUUUGAUGAUCCUGUACGACAUAUCGAAGAUCCGUCCAAUGAUCCAUCGGGUGCAGGCAAAUAUCUUCUACAUUCUCCGUCACCGUCAAAACAACACAAUAUUACUAACGUUCAAUCGCCACGUGCGCUUUCUCGUACUCCAACUCCCGGUGCGCCGCACCAGCUUUCGGAUGAUGUAUCAAUGCCAUCACCAUCGAUGGCGGGAAAUCUACAACGACAUCCUUCACAACAGGGUCGUCCGCCACAAGCACCCAACAAUGGCCAAAUGACAAAUAUGCCAACUGCACGAAAUAUCGUGCAUCAACAACCACCACCUCAAUUGCAACAACAACAACAACAGCAGCAGCAGCAGCAGCAGUCAAUGCCGCCGCAACAGCCACAGCAGAUUCAACCUGGUUCACACCAUGUUCGAUUCAAUCAAGACCUAUUGAAUAAUUACGGUAUCAAUGUUCCCAUGACAAGACAACCAUCUCAACCAGGAACGAAUGAAACUCCACAAUCUCCAUCAAAUUCAACGUCAAUUACAUCGUUGAUUCCUCUUCCAUCCCCAUUACCGAAUAAUCUAGGUGUUAAUAUGCAUCAUAUGAACCAAGCAUCUAUAACACCCACCAUCUUAGGCUACCCUAUGCAUCAACCGUCAUCUCAGCCACCGAAUACGAACAAUAACUUCAUUUCCCCACAACAAAUCAAUGUACAAAAUAAGCUAGAUAAUUCUCAUAUUAUUUCACCUCAUGGGCCACAUCAUCCGCUGUCAUCGGCGAGUCAUCAUCCACCAACUGGAAUCUACGUGAAUGCUCGUCCAAUGCUUCCAUCGCCAGUCACAACUGUAACUGGUGUUGGUAAAGUUAAACAACAAAUAUCUCAACAACCUAUUCGACCUGGCAUGCCAACAAAUGGAGUACCUACUGGUCCAUCGGCUGUUGUCUUACGCUAUCCACAAAUGAUACAAACAUCUCAACAAGUACAACAACAACAACCUCCACCACAUCCUAAUUAUCAAAUGAUGAAACCACGCAUGAUGCCGCCGAAUACCUAUGGACCACGUGGGCCUGCACCUCCACCACCUCCUCAAUUAAUUAUGCAACAACAGCAGCAACCGAUUAUUUACGACCAUAAUAGUCUCUAUCGACAACAACAGCCACCUCCACCACCACAACAUAUCGCUACACUACAAACGAAUUCACAUAUUAAUGAUAGUCUUUUGAAUCAAUCUAAGCAUCCACAUCAACAGCAGCCGAUGCCUCAGCAAGUUCUACACCUACCAUCUGGUAUGCUCACUACAGAUGACAAUAUUCUCAAAUCUUUACUACAAAUCAAUCCACAAGCAAACUCUGAAGAGAUUGCUACAUUGAAAGCACGGACUAGUGGCAAUGUAAUGUCCAAUGGCAUAUCGACUGAUAAUAAUGAUUCAUAUGACAAUUCUCAAAUGCAAAUUCAUGAUAACGCACCACACGCUUAUGCGAAUAAUCAUCACCAUCAUCUCUAUAAUCCACCAAUCAAUACUCCAUCACAUCCAAAUCCUCCGCCACAGUCUGCUCCAACUGCAAAAAUUCCUAAACCGCGUAAAAAACGGAAGCCUAAUGAAAUGAAUGCAUCAUUCGAUGAAGAUGUACCAGCCAAAUCACGUAAACGUAAAAAAAAAGGAACUGAAGAAACAGAGAAAUUUGUUGAACAUUCAUUACAACAACUACGCGACUUACCCAUGUUGACACCGCUUGAACCAUUGAUUGAUAUUAGUAGUGAACUUUCAUUGUCUCUACCGAUCGAUUUACCCGAUAAAAAGUAUCAGUAUCAAGGCGAGUUUGGCAAUGUAUUUAUUGAAACUAUUAAUGAUUACUAUCGACCACAACGACGACCACCACCUAAACCAGUUUCAGCAACAAUUCCUGCCAAUUCUUUAUCAGCACUCGAACGACGCUACCGUAUCUGCUCGACACUUCUUGACCACCCUCCACGAUUGCCAUCUCCACCAUUGGCGAUGGAUUCCAACGAUAAAUUAUCAGGUCUAUUAACAAAAGAAGAAAAUCAUGAGAUACGUGACGACGAAAGUAUUAUAUCUACGUCAACGUUAGCCGAGGAUGAUACAAUUUUGAAUAACAUUGAAAUGGAAAACAAUCAAUUACUCAAAACAUUAUCAUCAAACAAUGACUAUAGAUCUUUAAGUCCUGUCUUCAUAUCCAAUGAAGUAUCAUCGACAAAGAACAGUGAACCAUUACUAUCACUACCAGCAAAUUCAUCAGUUGAUAUCAAACAAGAAAUGAAUGAUGAAAGGGUUACAAGUGUACCACCAGCAGAUGCUAAUGAACUCGAAAAGAAAGAUCGACCACUCGUUGAAGGAACGGAUAAAGUAUCAGUAACAUUGACAUUAACGACUGAAGCCGCGAAUAAUGUUCAAAGUGUCAUUGCUGCUGUUGCUGACCUACUUAAAAUCGCUUAUCCAUCAACAUUUGACGUUCGUCAAACGUUAAACAAUAAUUCGAAUGCUCAAUAUUCUUCUGCAUUUGAUCAAAACUGUUCCUGUUCAACACCGCUUCAAAAUAAUCAUACAAAUCAUUUUCUCUCCUUCCCUUCAUCAGGCACGUCUCAAUUACCGACUAUUAGCCGUGGCGCAUCGACAUACAAAACCGGCCGAGAAACAAGUGUCAGUAUUCAAUCCCUGAUAGAAAUGCAGCCGAAACAUUGCCGUAACUGUACACAACGUUUAGCCUCCGAUAAUUUAUUGAAAAAACGUCUAACUGAAUUACCAUCGGCUGCCAGAGAAUUGAUGCCGAAUUCCGAACCGUUUAUUUAUUUUUGUAACGAACAAUGUUUCAAUACUUGUUUAUCAAAUACACAUAGCCAACAGCAAGCUUUAACCGUCAAUACUUCAAUCAAUAAUUCGCCGACGAUUAAAACUGAAUCUAUGGAUACAACAUCACCACCAUGUACACCGAAUGAAUUGAAUGGUUCACCGAACGGACGACCACGACGUUUAUCGUUGAAACGACGACAUGAAUGUCUGAAUAAAUCAAAUGGUGAUAAGCGAUGGAAAGAUAUCCGAUGGAAACGAUGGGAUCCAAGUAUUACACUGAAAACGGUUAUCCGACCGUCGAACAACGUUGAAAUUGAGCAAUUAAUUUCGGAAAUGAAGAUACCGCUACCACGAAAUGCUCAACAAGACAAACGAGUAUGUGCUUUUUGCCAUGGUGUUGGUGAUAUGACUACCAAUGGACCGGGAAGAUUACUCAAUCUUGAUGUUGGUCGAUGGUGUCAUUUGAAUUGUGCUUUAUGGUCAACAGAAGUCUAUGAAACAGUCAGUGGUGCAUUGAUGUGUGUUGAACAAGCAUAUAAACGUUCGAUAAAUAUCGAAUGCGCAUCAUGUAAACAAAAAGGUGCCAGUUUAACAUGUUUUUCUCCACGUUGUCCGAAUGCAUAUCAUUUUCCAUGUGCUGUGGAUUCUGGUUGUGUAUUUCACAAGAAUAAAACAAUCAUGUGUCCAGUUCAUGCUUCACGAACAACUGCGACUGAUCAGAUACUCGAGGAUAAAUCAGUUAUUCGUAAAGUCUGGAUCAAUCGUGAUGAAGUCAAACAAAUUCAAACGUAUAUGACAGAAGAACAUGAAGAAACUUCUUAUACACUCCGUAUCGGAGGUCUUGUUCUCCACAACGUUGGUCAGUUAUUACCUCAUCAAUUACAAUCCGCCGUAUUUCAUAAUCGAAAUUUUAUUUAUCCAGUCGGCUAUAAUGUUACACGAUUCUAUUGGUCAAUGCGUCGCCCAAACCGCCGUUGUGCGUAUCAUUGCUCUAUAAUUGAUGUCAAUAACAAACCGAUGUUUCGAAUACGUAUCCAAGAAAAUGUCGACGAACCGGCACAGGAAUUUCUUGAACCAACCGCGAAAGCUGCUUGGCAUAAAAUUGUCGAUGAAAUUGAUGCUCUAAGACGACAGCAUGGCCUAGUUAAAAUGUUUUCAAUAUUCGUCAGCGGAGAAGACUUAUAUGGACUAACUGAGCCACAUAUCAUUCGUCUGAUUGAAUCAUUACCCGGAGUGGAAAUGUUACAAAACUAUGCAUUUAAGUAUGGCCGAUUACAAUUAUUAGAUAUGCCAUUGACUUUAAAUCCGACUGGGUGUGCCAGAAGUGAACCAAAACUAAAUACUCAUUUCCGACGACAUGCACAAACAUUGACAAGUUCACAUUCGACUCGAAGUGCUUUACCACGAACUGUACUCGGCAUUGAAGGGACUCAAAUUCCUUAUGUCAAACAUUUCGUUCUAUCGAAGUCAACUCAAUAUAGAAAACUGAAAACUGAAUGGCGUCAGAAUGUUUUUCUUGCUAAAUCACGUAUUCAGGGCUUGGGUCUAUUUGCCGGACGUGAUCUGGAAAAACAUACCAUGGUUAUUGAGUAUAUAGGUGAAUUAAUCCGUAAUGAAGUUGCUAAUAAAAGAGAAAAACUGUACGAACAACAAAAUCGUGGGAUUUACAUGUUUCGACUAGAUGAAGAAUACGUUGUCGAUGCAACAAUGAGCGGCUGUUUAGCUCGUUACAUAAAUCAUUCAUGCGAGCCGAACUCCAUCGCCGAAGUGGUACAAAUUGAAAAAGAUAGCAAGAUUAUCAUCAUUACCAAUCGACGUAUUGCUAAAGGUGAAGAAAUAAUGUAUGACUACAAAUUCGAUUUCGAAGAAGAUUCGAAAAUUCCAUGUUUAUGUGGUGCAACUAAUUGUCGAAAAUGGAUGAAUUGA
Adineta ricciae is the source of this 4968-nucleotide messenger RNA. NCBI's taxonomy places the organism in Eukaryota, Metazoa, Rotifera, Eurotatoria, Adinetida, Adinetidae. The record is from the annotation of a GenBank genome assembly.